This is a messenger RNA of Neospora caninum, 660 nucleotides long. Its product is annotated as putative MORN repeat protein. The transcript has 3 exons. NCBI's taxonomy places the organism in Eukaryota, Apicomplexa, Conoidasida, Eucoccidiorida, Sarcocystidae. The record is from RefSeq and is a predicted model, not a curated record. The coding region runs from base 1 to 660 and encodes 219 amino acids.
AUGGCAGACGGUGAUAGCGACGAGGGCUUCGCAGGUCCGUAUUCUUUCUCUCUGCCUGACGGCAGCACGCUGCCUUCUGCUGGCACGUACACGGGUCCUGCCAGCGUCCAUUAUGCCAAUGGAGACACGUUUGACGGCGACUAUGUAGACGGGCGAAAAGAAGGACGAGGUGUUUAUACGUACAGAAACGGGGACAAGUUCCAAGGCGAAUACAAAAACAAUCAGAGAACGGGACUCGGAAGAACAGACUACGCUGCUGGAGGCUUCUACCACGGCAACUACGAGAACGGGCGCAGAUCGGGAGAAGGCACUCGACUCUAUGCGAACGGAGAUAUUUACUACGGCCAGUGGAGGGACGGCAAGCACGACGGUCAUGGAACCUACAUCUUCAACACGACAAAGUACAAAUUUGUGGGCCAGUGGAAAGCGGGACAGCUUCUAGAGGGCUCGUGGCGAUGGCAGAAUGGAACGACAUACGAGGGCAAGUUCGAAAUGAACAAACCGUGUGGCGACGGAACGUGGGCGUUCGCGAACGGCACACGCUUACAAGGAAGUUACUCCCAGCGUGUUUUGCCGGUCGACGAGGCCCCCGAUGAUGGUCCACAAGCCGCGCAAAAGAUUGAACUCCAGUGGACAUCAUCUGGAGUUUCCGCUCAGUGA